AUGUCCAACACCCUGGCCCCUCCGGAGAUCACAAGAAGGAACUCAGAGCCCAGCACUGUGCAUGGGACUCUUGGCAGCCUGGAAGGAGAGAAAGGCCAGAUCAUCUUUCCUGGCUUUGUGGUGCUCCUGGCCAUCUUCCUGAUCAUCAUGGCUUCCUGCAUCCUGUGGAACUGGAACAAACAGAAGAAGCGGCAAGUUCCUUACUUCCAUGUAGCUCCAUCGCUGACUCUGCCUCCACCCAGACAGCGAGCCAAAAAUAUUUAUGACUUCUUGCCACAGCAGCAGGCAGAGCUGGGGAGACAUCAGUCAAGUGGUUUCAGUACUGAGAGCCUCCUCUCCAGAGAUUCAGACAGCCCUGAGCAUGAGACCCCUCAAGCAGAUGGUUCCUGCCAGAUGCAUAGAGCUUAUGUUCAUGCUGCGGAGUACACAGUAGGCAUCUAUGACAAUGGCACAGUGCCCCAGAUGUGUGGGCACCUCACCCCCUCAGCCUAUUACAUUGGUGUCAGAGCGUCCAGAAAUAACUCCAGCAUUUCUUCCAAGGAGUCAAAUGAUUAUGUCAAUAUCCCUACAGCAGAGACCAGUGAGGCUCCAAGUUCCACCAAAAGCUCUCCUGAACAUCACCCUGGUCUUCCAUGUGCCCAAAAGCUGGAGUUUGCAGAAGGAGGGUCUGUAGGCUGUGGGGAUGCCAUGGACCACACUGGUUUGUGGGCUUCCAGAACUAAGUGCAGUGAUUCACUCAGUGACGGAGAAGAUUCAUCUCAGACUUCAAAUGACUAUGUCAAUAUGACAGGUUUGGAUCUUGAGGACAUUCAGGAGAACCAGCCCAGGGUGACUUUUCAGUGCUGCAGAGAUUAUGAAAAUGUCCCAUCGGCAGAUACCAAUGAAAGGCAGCUGGAAACUCAGGAAGAAGUGACAUCUUCCAAUACAGACCACAGAGAGCCUGUCUGGAGGACCCUGUCCUCAAUGUAUUAUAUGGCAUUUCAGCCAUCCACACAGAGUGAGAACACUGAGGGGGCCCAUGAAGAACAGUCAAAAGAAGACUUUGAUGACUAUGAGAAUGUGCUAGUUGCAGAGUUAGAAGGCAGGGACCGGGAACAGGGGCCUGCUACUUGCCAUCCUUCUGAGGAGGAAAAAGCAAAUGACCUAGAUGGAAAGCUGUGUGAGGUGGUCUACCCUGCUGGGUCUUUAGCCACUGAAAUAGCUAGUGAAGAUGCCUGAGUGCCCUAGUGCCCAGUUGGAUCCACUUGGCUAGGCUAAGGAGGCUAAGAAGAGCAGGGCACCA
This is a messenger RNA of Psammomys obesus (fat sand rat), 1282 nucleotides long. It is a transcript of the gene Lax1, whose product is annotated as lymphocyte transmembrane adaptor 1. NCBI's taxonomy places the organism in Eukaryota, Metazoa, Chordata, Mammalia, Rodentia, Muridae. Gene Ontology annotation, biological process: lymphocyte activation; intracellular signal transduction; immune response. The coding region runs from base 1 to 1218 and encodes 405 amino acids. The transcript has 5 exons. The record is from RefSeq and is a predicted model, not a curated record. Gene Ontology annotation, cellular component: plasma membrane.